Messenger RNA from Symbiodinium natans, 963 nucleotides. Lineage: Eukaryota; Dinophyceae; Suessiales; Symbiodiniaceae. The record is from the annotation of a GenBank genome assembly.
AUGCAAAAGAUGCGAUGGUCUGGUCUGCCAGCUCGUUGGCGGCUCGUAACCCUUGCUUGGCUCACUGGACUCGCCUUCCAUAGCAGCCCUGCAGGAUUCCUCCCGCAUGCAGGAAUGGGGGCUUCAUUCAGGCAGCUUCACAGUCGAAGUGAGGGACCUGCUGCUAGAGGUGCCGUACGCGGCAGACGUGUGGUGCUCCAUGCUGCUGCUGAGCAAAGGAGGGCUGCGAAACAAGAGCUCCUGGACGCUAUUCAGGCCUUCAAAGGCGAGCUGAGCAAGAGUGGAGGCAACUUGAGUGUAGAUUUUGGGGUGAAGGGCGGCGAGCUCGACAAAAAGGACCGAGCGCCCAAGAACUUGGCGGCUGCAGGGGUCUUCCGUGCUGUUUCCUCAGACCUUGGCGAUGCAGCAGACCGAGUCCUUGAGCUGGCGGACUUGUUGGCGCAGUAUACACCCAACCAGGAGCCCCUCAAGGGCUUCGGAACAUCAAAGGGUUCCGAGUGUCAGCUGCAGGGCGCCUGGAAGCUGCUGUUCACGACCGCCGCGGAUGCGACCUUUACAGAGAACAGCACUCGGGGCACGGCGAAAGUCUGCAAUGUCGUCGAUGCGGUAAAAGGCACAGUGACGAACUGCAUCGACUUCGAUUCAAAGGAUGCAGCUCUUGAAAGUCUCCGGGUCCGCCUCACGGCUCGUCCAGCGAGCCCAACACGCCUGGACCUGGCCUUCAGAUGUGUACGUGCGAGAGUUACAAAGUUUUUCGGCAUCCCGCUUGGCAGCCGUCGGUUGACACUGACACUGCCAGUGCCGGGCCCGUUUCUGACAAGGGUGCUGUCCUUCUUCACCAGGAAGCCGCCGCCACAACCCUACUUCGAUCUCUUGUACUUGGAUGAUACGUUGCGUGUACAUAGAACAGGCCAAGGGAACCUCUUCGUGCAACAGAGGACGCAGUCGCCGCCUUUCGUUUGA